AUGGACAUCUAUGUUCCAGUACAGGAAACGCAAGGCGAGACAGACAACAGCGAUGCGCAAAGCAUCGGAUAUCAGAGGAAGCUACUCACCGGCAAACGGCUCCUCGUGGCCUUCCCGGCGUUGUCAGUUGCUUUGUUCGGCUCCUUCAUCGACCAGACCAGCGUCUCGACCUGCAUUCCCGCCAUAUCGGCCGAGUUAGGCACGGGAAGCUCGACUUCACGGAUCAGUUCCUCGUUCCUGAUUGCAUUGACGGCAUUCCUGCUCAUUAAUGGCCGCAUGUCGGACAUUUUCGGCCGCAAGAACGUGCUGUCUUGUUCGGCCACGAUCGCGCUAGGAGACCUGCUCUGUGGCUUUGCUAGGUCGAAGGAGCAGCUGUUUUACUUUCGGGCUAUUGCUGGUAUAGGUGGCGGUGGUGUCAACAGUGUGGUUUUGAUUAUUGUGAGUAACAUGACCACUUUGAAAAAUAGGGGCAAGUAUCAAGGGAUUAUUGGAGCCAUUAUUGCCAGCGCCAAUGGUAUAGGUGUCUUCCUUGAAGGUGCUGUCAUCGAAAAAACAUCGUGGAGAUGGGUGUUCUGGAUUGUGCCUCUGAUUGCUGUCCCCGCCGGUCUUGUGAUUUUCUUCCUCUUAACUCUGAGGUUUGAAGCCGGCAACUAUCUUGAGAAGGCAAAAAAGGUACACUACGGCGGUAUCCUGCUCAGCCUAGCAACAGCUCUAUUGAUUCUGGUUCCCUUGCCUGGAGCUGGUGUUACCUACGCCUGGAACUCAGCAACAUUGCUCGGAAUAAUUAUCGUAGGAGCAGUGAUGACAGUCCUGUUCGUCCUAUUUGAGUGGAAAGUUGCAUCACUCCCAAUUAUGCCCUUGCGCGUAUUCCAAGCGCCAAACUGCGCCUACAUGUAUGCCCAGUCUUUCUUCUCUGGAAUAGUCCACUAUGGAAACUUCUUCUAUCGUGAGUGGGCCAUCAUAUUAGGGGCAUUGAUGCUGCCCAUUAUAGUGGCCACCUCCAUCUCCUCCAUUGCCUGUGGGCAGUUUCUGGCGCGCAUCGGACGUUAUAUGCCACCCAUCGUUGUCGGGUAUGGCCUUUGGACCGUAGAAUCAGGGUUGGCUAUACUCUUUGGCCAGGAAUCUCGUCCGUGGAAGAUGACUAGUAUACUAUUAGUCGAAGGAUUCAGCAUCGGAAUGACAUUGCACACCACUCUGAUUGGACUCCUGGCAAAUUCGAGAAGUGAGGACAGAGGAGUGCUGACCACUUUGCGGAACUUCCUACGCACAGUUGGCGGGGCAUUUAGGCUUACGGUGAUUCUCUUCAACAACCUACGCACACAUUUCACUAACCUGCCAUACCUACCAGCCGACGUCCUGCCUGGUCUGACCUCCUCGACGUACCAGCUAGACAGUUUACAUCUCACCAGCGAAGAGAAACAGCAGGCGCUCGCAGUCUACAUGGAAGGUAUGCACUGCAUCUUCAUAUUCUACACAGCCCGUAGUGCGAUAACCUAUUAUUGUGCCUUGACAUUGGGAAUACACACCUGCACAAGAAGCACAAGAAGCACAAGACCAAUGCGGCUGCAGCGAAAACAGAAAUUACUGCUCAGCGGCUUCCGGAGCCUAGGACCGAGGACAGUUCCAAAGUAG
Pseudomassariella vexata is the source of this 1632-nucleotide messenger RNA. RefSeq names its product major facilitator superfamily transporter. The record is from RefSeq and is a predicted model, not a curated record. Gene Ontology annotation, molecular function: transmembrane transporter activity. The transcript has 8 exons. NCBI's taxonomy places the organism in Eukaryota, Fungi, Ascomycota, Sordariomycetes, Amphisphaeriales, Pseudomassariaceae. Gene Ontology annotation, biological process: transmembrane transport. The coding region runs from base 1 to 1632 and encodes 543 amino acids.